CUGGAUCGGGAAUGUAGAGGUGGCCAAAAGCCACUUCCAGGCUUGUGUCACCGGGCCUUGGGAAAUUCCCUGCUGACCUGCUGCUCCUAAAAAUAGCAGGAUGGGGAUAGGCACGGGGUUGGAGGACCACAGUGGCAUUAUCCUGCUGGACCGUGGCCAAGCCCCGGCUACCACAGAGGUGUGCCUGCUCCGCUGCUCCCUGCUGACAUCCCUUCUCCUCCUCCUACUCCGCAUCCAUGAGACGGAGCAGAACAGCUACUGCCAGCAGAUCAUCACGGAGAGGCACCUGGCCGAGCUGGAGGAGCUGGCUGACACCCAGAUGCAGCACCCGGGCAGGGUCUCCUUCAAGUUCAUUGACAAGAUGCAGUUGAAUGACUCCAUCUGCUAUGUGAAAGCUGCCUUUCCCCUGAUGGGCAAGAUCCUGGAGCGAACAGAGUUCAAGGAGAACUCGUCCAAUGCCCGGAAGAUGCAGACGGUGCGCAGGAUGUACAACCGCAUCGAUGAGAGUGUGGACCCCUGCAUCAGGGAUGAGGAUGAUGAGGAGAGAACGCUCUCACAGAUGUGCUUCAAGGAGUUCACCACCUCCCCCUACGAGAUGCUGGUGCUGGUGAAGGAUUUCUUCCAGGACAUCAAGCGUCUGCUGCAGAACCAGGAGACCUUUGAGAAGGAUUGCAGCCGAGUCUACCGCAGGGCCUGCCCGGGACCCAGGAAGGCUGGAUCCUCCCCAGGUGUGGGGACAGAUCCUGACUGCAAUUGCCUGUCCCCUGCCCUCCCUUCUGCCACCCAGCCCUCCCUCUCUGCUGCCGCUGGCAGGGACAUGGCACCCGCUAGCAGCCGGGUCCCCUCCAGCCUCCUCCAUGCCACCCUCGCUGACUUAGAGGCCCCAUCUCAGCCCCCCAGUAGCACGGACGGGGGCUCAGGGACCGAGGAGGUCCUGGGUGCCGGGGUAGGUGACACAGCGCUGGCGUUGGCCCCCGGGAUGAAGCAGACAGCUCCAGCCAGCAGUGCCGAAGCCCUCCAGGAUCCGGCCGGGACGCUGAGCCUGGCACUGGGUGACAUCCCCGUCCUCCGUGGGGAUGGAGAGCUGGUGGAGUGGGGCACCGGGCACCUGCCGCAGGAUCCAGGCCAGCAGUGGGGAGGCUCCAUCCUCCCGGAUCAGCCCGGCGGGCUCAGCACCACCCCUCCGACAGCAUCGCCCAGCGCUGGCUCGACGGGCGGCGGAGCCAGGAUCCGUCCCGAGGCAGCGUCCGAGCCCGUCACACAGCUCCGCUUCUCCAGGAUGGCCCCAGAGCUGCGAGCCCCGGGCCACCCCAGGGACAGGGCGUGGGGCUGGGGGCUGAGCCGGCUGCGGGGCCCCGAGGAUGGCGGCGGGCCCGGGCCCAGCUUUGACUCUGGCUUUGUUCUGGGCGCAGAGCAGCGCAGGAAGGAGCCGCCCGCCAGGGAGGGCCGACAGGAGCCUCUCAUCUACAUUACAGUGGCCAGUGUGGUGGCCGUCCUGCUGGCCACGGGAGGGCUGCUCUUCUACAAGUAUAAAUCCAGGGUCCUGGGGCGGCCGCUGGAAGAUGGAGGCUGCGACCCCGAGGAGCCGGAGAGGAGGGCGCUGCAGGGAGCAAGGGAGUGUUCAGAGCUGGAGACUCAGGAUCUCUGAGGGCCCCAGGCAGGAUGUGAAGCUGCUCGGGGGAUGGAUCCGGAUGGAAGGAGGGCUGGCACGCGCCAGCCUUGCCGCGAUCCCACCGUGAUGCUGACGCUCCCUCUUCCCUUGCCCCGUGCCGGUGGCCAGAGACGGCAAAAAACUCCCUGGCAGGGACAAAAGGAUGGGGGGAUGUGCCCUGAGUGGGACCCCCGGGCACCGGGAAGUGAAGGGCUGGAAGGGACCGUGACCGCAGGCUUUGCUGUGACGCUGCGGUGCCCAGCAGGACGAUGGAGACGCUGGAUGUGGAGAUGAUGGAUGUGGGAUGACAGAUCCCACCUGGACACGGCCAGCGCUGGAUGAAGAUGGAGGGGAUCGGCUCCCCAGAUCCUCUGGCUCUUCUCCCAUCCCAGCAGCCUGGGUUUGGAGCAGCUCCCAUCGCCCCCUUCACCCUGCCUUUCCUGAGGCUUCAACUGGAGCAUCCUGAAUUCCUUGGGGGCCAGUCCUGAGACACCCAGCCCUGACUUGCAACUCAAACCCUCACACUGUGAAUAUUUAAACACCUGUGCCCGUGUCCCUGCAUGGGGCUGGGUUUGGGGUGACCCUUGGCACCGUCCCAGUCCCUCCCCAUCCUCCUGUUGUUAGGGCUUAUUUUUUUUUUUUAAAUAGAGUGGAUGAAAGUCUUUAUCCUGCACAAGUGUUCUGGGGGGGCCGUGUGCCCCUCGCAGGGUCCUCACCACGAGCUGGCCUCGCUGGGAUUCCGUUUCUUUGGUGACUGUGCUUUGGAGAAGGGAAUGGGGAUGGGAAAGAUGGGAUCCACGUGGGUGUAAGAGCUGGAACUGCCCCAGCUGGGCACCCCGGGGCUUCUUGGCACAGCCCCACUCCCGGGCUUUGGGAAGAGCCUGGUUUGGGACGCACCAGCCCUGGAGAUGCUCCAAAAUCCAACGGCUCCCUCCAGCCCCGGAUGAAGCAUGGCCUGCGCUGCUCUGGGAGUUUCAAGUAUUAUUUUUAUAUGAAGGAUGAAAAUAUGGACAAACCCAACUGUUUUUAAAGAAAGCAUCACUAUUAAUUUGGGGUUUAUAUAUAUAAAUAUAUAUAUAUAUGUGUGUGUAUUUAUGAGUGGCAGGAGGAGGGGGUUCCCAGGCGAGGGACUGGUGUAAAUCAGGAUAAAAGCCCUGAUGCAGCAGGAAGUCUGGGGCCGAACUCCUGGUGGUGUAAGUCACCAGUUUACACUGUGGAGGAGCUUCUCCUGGGGGAGAAAACUUGCCUUUACCCAUGUCGGAUUUAUUUUGCCUUUUUAUUUGUUGUUGUUUGGUUAGGGGGUUUUUUGUUGGUUUUGGGGUGGGUUUGUUGUGUUUUUUUUAUACAAUGAAAUCCUGAAAUAUUUUAUACAAAGGCAUUUAAAAGUCUAUUUAAAGAAAAUAAUGGAAAACCACUUGUAUAUUUAAUAUUAUUAAUAAACAGAGAGGUGUA
Poecile atricapillus (Black-capped chickadee) is the source of this 3103-nucleotide messenger RNA. RefSeq names its product colony stimulating factor 1 (gene CSF1). The coding region runs from base 101 to 1648 and encodes 515 amino acids. Gene Ontology annotation, cellular component: membrane. The record is from RefSeq and is a predicted model, not a curated record. The transcript is spliced from 9 exons. Gene Ontology annotation, biological process: osteoclast differentiation; positive regulation of macrophage differentiation. Gene Ontology annotation, molecular function: cytokine activity; growth factor activity. NCBI's taxonomy places the organism in Eukaryota, Metazoa, Chordata, Aves, Passeriformes, Paridae.